Trematosphaeria pertusa is the source of this 992-nucleotide messenger RNA. RefSeq lists its product as uncharacterized. The record is from RefSeq and is a predicted model, not a curated record. The transcript has 2 exons. Bases 137 to 712 code for a protein of 191 amino acids. Lineage: Eukaryota; Fungi; Ascomycota; Dothideomycetes; Pleosporales; Trematosphaeriaceae.
GGCAUUCCAGCAGCCCAGCAGCCGGUCAAAACCCGCGCCCAUGACAGAGCUGAAAGGUCGCUUCCAUCCAUCCGCAUCACGUUAGAAGUGUCCUUUCGAUGCACCGUUUAGCGUUGAGGGCGAAACGCUCGCUUAUAUGACUCAUUUCAUUUUCCGAUUGUUCUCAUCUCCCCUACGGUAUAUGUUGUGCUCAGACGAAGGCGUUCAGAUGCCUUCUAUCGUUCCAAGAUGCCGACACCACCCCUCUGCCAUGGUAUGCGAUCGGCUCCUCAUGCGAAUGGGUGUUGCAUAUCGCUGCAACGAUGCUGCCGCCCCAGCACUUGUCGGUGGUUCCCGUUGGUCCCCGAGUAUGAUGGAAGCGAACGUACCGCCCUGCCGCCGAUUGUGCUUUGAAGAGGAGGAUGCUGGGACACCUGUGUCUGCUGUCAGCUCUGGAUAUUUGUCUGAUUGCCCAUGCCCGAAUUCGACCGCAAGUCCAAAACGAAGCCCUUCCCUCCGAAGACUUAUCCGACCCACAACUGUACGAGACCGGACUCUUACCUGUGGCCACCCCAUAUUGCGGCCUCACCAUUCCCCUCUGCAAACUUGCUCAGAGAGCGUCAGAGAAGAAAGCUACCCGACUCCGGAUACCACUUUCGGGCGCCCCAUACGUGUACCAUACGAACAGGAGCGUCCGUCCAAAGCCGACCGGGUGGGCACCAGGGCGGAGUGAAACGAUUGCAUCCGAGGCGGUGUGCACUUUGGCCGAAGAGGUGGGAAUUGCUUGUGGGGCUCGCGCCGUUUGAACGGUUUGUUGCUAGCGCGACAAUCCGGUAUAAACGCGGAGGUCUAAGAUAAACAAUGCGAUGCACGGCGCUCCCCUCGCCAUGGAGGCCUGUAUGAGAGUCUCGAAGUACGUCAGGAAGCUGGCCUCAUGACCUCUGCCCCCGUCGUGCUUGGGAGAGGGCCAGGGUGAGGUGGUAGAAGCUCUGGGCCGGGCCUAAUUGAUGGUG